Molecule: messenger RNA, 549 nt
Organism: Eupeodes corollae
Lineage: Eukaryota; Metazoa; Arthropoda; Insecta; Diptera; Syrphidae
Product: mitochondrial import inner membrane translocase subunit Tim13
Exons: 3
Coding region: 170-457 (95 amino acids)
Source: RefSeq, a predicted model, not a curated record
UGGUUUUCACAGGCUAUUUACACGCCGCUGAUAUUUUUCAUGCUGAUGCUGAAUAGCUCGUAGAGAAACUAUUUGUGAAAGAAUUAUCAUACAAACCACGGAAAACAACGUGUGUUGGAUUUUUUUUGAAAAAUAAUUUGUUUUGUAAUAAAAAGUCAAUAAUUUUUCAAUGAACAUGGACGUUCUCGAUAGCCCUGCAAUAAACCAGCUCGAUAGCUCUCAAAGAGCAGAGCUUAUGAAACAAGUCCGUCAACAAUUGGCUGUUGCAAGCACUCAGGAAUUACUUGAGAAAAUGUCACGAAAAUGUUUCAGCAAAUGCAUAAAUAAACCAGGGUCAUCGCUGGACUCGUCCGAGCAGAAGUGCAUUGCAAUGUGUAUGGAUCGAUUCAUGGACUCUUGGAAUAUAGUUUCCCGUGCUUACUUCACAAGAUUACAGAGGGAAAGCACACAAGGUUGAUCGACUGGCAAUGCAUAGGUAGACAAAAAAAGCUGGCAAAACAUUUGUUACUUUUCUUUUAAGCUAUUAAUAUUAAAACUUAAACAAAAUAA